Molecule: messenger RNA, 1173 nt
Organism: Aureobasidium musti
Lineage: Eukaryota; Fungi; Ascomycota; Dothideomycetes; Dothideales; Saccotheciaceae
Source: the annotation of a GenBank genome assembly
AUGAAAUUCUUUUCGCUACUGGCAGGCGCUGCCGCAUUUGCAACUUCCACCGUUGCUCAUUACACCAACAGUACACAGACUGGCGACAUUGACCAAGUCACCGUCUUCACGCCGCCGAGCAAUUACACCAUCCCUCGUACCCUCUAUGCAAGGACUCUGUUACUCAAUCAGGAUUGCGAGGAAGACAAUGUGAUCCUAGCGACUUGGGAGAACUACCUCUACAACAACAACACAAAUCCUUACUUCCCCAUCUAUCAAUCAUAUGAUGGUGGCAAAACCUGGUCGGAACGUUCUCGCGUGUAUGAUCAGGUCAACGGAUGGGGAUUGAGAUAUCAACCCUUCCUCUAUGAGUUGUCUGAACCCCUUGGCAACUUUUCAGCUGGCACUAUCUUGCUUGCUGGCAACUCCAUCCCUCAGGAUCUCUCAGAGACCCAGCUCGAACUCUACGCCAGCACGGACAAGGGAUAUACAUGGAAGUUUGUCUCUCACAUUGCCCACGGUGGUGAGGCUCUACCCAACAACGGUCUCACCCCCGUCUGGGAACCCUUCCUAAUGACCUACAACAACACCCUCAUCUACUACUACUCCGACCAACGCGACCCGCGCUACGGCCAAAAACUAGUCCAUCAAGUAUCUUCCGACCUCAUGACCUGGGGUCCCGUAGUCGACGACGUGGUCUACGAUACCUACGACUUCCGCCCCGGAAUGGCGAUAGUCUCCGCCCUGCCCUUUGGCCAAUACAUCAUGACCUACGAAUUCUACGGCGCCAAAGAGGUGGAUUUUGCAGUUUACUACCGUAUCUCUAAUGAUCCUACAAAUUUCAACGCUAGUGUUGGAUACCCUUUGGUUGCUACCGAUGGCUCUGUGCCUUAUGGUAGCCCUUACAAUGUUUGGACACCUGUUGGCGGCGAUCUUGGCACUAUCGUCGUUAGCUGCGGUAACCUUGGGGAAGUAUACUUGAACCAUAAUCUGGGUGCUCCGGGGGCUUGGACCAAGAUUAAUACUGUGGAGCCUGCGUCGUAUAGCAGGAGUUUGAUGGUUUUGCCUGGUCAGGAGGAUAUUCUGAUUGCUGGGGGUGGUGUUUUGGGAGGCGAGAACAAUUCUGUUACGGUCAGCACUGUUGAUGUCAAGCCCAAGGCUCCUGCUUUUGCCAAGUGCAAGGCCAAAAAGUAG